Puntigrus tetrazona (Sumatra barb) is the source of this 2474-nucleotide messenger RNA. It is a transcript of the gene fam20b, whose product is annotated as FAM20B glycosaminoglycan xylosylkinase. The transcript has 9 exons. Gene Ontology annotation, biological process: protein phosphorylation. Gene Ontology annotation, molecular function: phosphotransferase activity, alcohol group as acceptor. The record is from RefSeq and is a predicted model, not a curated record. Lineage: Eukaryota; Metazoa; Chordata; Actinopteri; Cypriniformes; Cyprinidae. The coding region runs from base 547 to 1776 and encodes 409 amino acids. Gene Ontology annotation, cellular component: Golgi apparatus.
GUGUGUGUGUGUGUGUGUGUGUGUUUUCACGCAGUCAGGAAGAGCCACACCGACUCAGACAGCACACAAACACAGCCAGCAGAAGCGAUGAAUGAAGCCUGAACCACAAGCGGCUGGAUAUCGACGAUAAAGCUGCCUUGAACGCGCCGGGGUUUUUUCCCCCCUCUCUCUCCGUUGAAUCGUUUCGAUAGUGGCGCAAGGGGAGCUGAAGAUUGCGCUCUGAAGUGCGUCAGAAAGCAGGCUGGCCCAGACGCACCUGAGCAGGCAGGUGGCCUCCCCACCCUCCACACGACAGCCAAUCAUACGCUGUGAGCGAGACGCAGACACUACCAGGAGCGUCUUAUAUAACUGAGGAAGCUCUCCUGCAUCAGAAGCGUCAACGUCCUCUCCCUUUACCGUUCUGGUGGCUGGAGCCGCUCCUGUCCUGCCUGACCGGUGCUGGUGUUGGUCAGACAGCGGGCAGUGCCAUGCCCCAGGCGUAAGUGCGUGUCUCCGGGCAGACUCGGGCGUGGUGGGCCGCCGGUGGGCGUCCGGCUGCGGGAGGUGAUGAAGCUGAAGCAGCGAGUGGUGGUGCUGUGCGCUGUGCUCUUUCUCCUCGGCCUGGCCAAGGUUUUCUUGCUGGACGGAGGGGAGGGAUCGGCCGCCAGCCGCCGCGACCUGCGGGCCUUCCGCAAGAUGGAGGCCAGCCUGGCCCUGGCCAAAGGAGCUCGGCUCACGCACACCCUGCAGUCGCCGUGGGAAGUGGCCGCCCAGUGGGUGGGUCCCCGGGAGGUGUACCCGGACGAGACGCCCGAGCUGGCCGCCGUGCUGAACGCCCUGGCCACCGCUCGCGUGGAGAGGGCCGACGUGGGCUACAAAGGCACCCAGCUGAAAGCCCUGCUGGUGCUCGACGGAGGACAGAAAGUGGUAUUCAAACCCAAGAGGUACACUAGAGAUUAUGUGGUUGAAGGAGAGCCGUAUGCAGGGUACGAUCGGCAUAAUGCAGAAAUUGCUGCUUUCCACUUGGACAGGAUCCUAGGUUUUAGAAGAGCUCCCCUGGUGGUGGGGAGGUUUAUGAAUCUCCGUACUGAGAUUAAGCCAGUAGCUACAGAUCAACUGCUGAGCACUUUCCUGAUGCACGGAAAUAAUACGUGUUUCUAUGGGAAGUGUUAUUACUGCCGUGAGACUGAGCCUGCGUGUGCAGAAGGGGAUGUGAUGGAGGGAUCGGUUACCCUGUGGCUCCCUGAUGUCUGGCCCUUACAGAAACACAGACACCCAUGGGGACGGACAUACAGAGAGGGCAAACUCGCCAGGUGGGAGUAUGAUGAGAGCUACUGCGAGGCCGUGAAGAAAAUGCCUCCUUAUGAUGCCGGUCCACGGCUCCUGGAUGUGAUCGACACAGCCAUCUUUGAUUACCUUAUCGGUAAUGCAGAUCGCCAUCACUAUGAGAGUUUCCAAGACGAUGGAGGAGCCAGUAUGCUCAUCCUUCUGGACAACGCUAAAAGUUUCGGGAACCCAGCUCUGGACGAGAGGAGCAUUCUCGCCCCUCUUUAUCAGUGUUGCAUGGUCCGCGUUUCCACCUGGAACAGGCUAAACCUGCUGAAAGGCGGAGUGUUGAGUUCAGCAAUGCGACAGGCCACGGCCCACGAUCCAGCCUUCCCGGUGCUGACCGGGCCGCACCUCGCCGCGCUCGACCGCCGUCUGAACGGAGUGCUGGCCACCGUGCGGCAGUGCAUGGAGACGCAGGGAGCCGACAACACGCUAAUCGAGGACCGCAUGAACCUGCCUCAUCCUUAAACACUGGAGAAACACAUGAAGUGAAGAUGCGUUUGACUCUUAAUGCACAGGCGCCUUCCUGCUAUGGAGCCAGAGAAGCAGAGGCCACAAGAAGCCUUAUGAGCCGACCUGGUGGGGUUUGAUUUUCCCUGGAUUCAUUCAAGUCAGACCACAGAGGUCCUCCAUACUGUUUUUUUCUUGCUCUCUGGAUGGAGCGAGGAGGCUUUGGCGAACAUGUAGGUGGACUACAUUCACCUUGUUCCUGUUAUAGUUUUUCUUUUUCUUUUUUUGCCAUCUAAAUCUUGUGGAAGAAUAGCCACUACCAAGAUGGAGCUCCAAAUAAACAAAUAUACCAGUUCUUUUGCAGGAAGAUGGAUGAACAUUUUUUUUCAGAGUUGCAGAUGUGGAACUUGGGAUGAGAUCUUUGGAGUAACUAGACUCAGGAAGACGGAUCUAUUAACAGACGUUCGGAGAUCAUCUCCAGGAUUGUACAUACUGAACAAGCUUUUGAAUAAUACGGAGUAAUAAUAUUAUUGAUCUAAAGAAUAAAAUGAAUUAUGAUAGACUCACUGUGUUCUGUAUGCAGGAUGAACACAGUGUUGUACAGAGCCGGGCCGCUGUUGCUUCUGAUGUUCAGAGAAGACGGUGAAGACGACAGCAAUGUAAGAUUGCUGUGGGGAAUUUUCAGCAUUAAAAAUUAAUAUUUAAACUUACAAAAA